This is a messenger RNA of Raphanus sativus (radish), 1629 nucleotides long. Its product is annotated as 65-kDa microtubule-associated protein 9. Gene Ontology annotation, biological process: microtubule cytoskeleton organization. The coding region runs from base 1 to 1629 and encodes 542 amino acids. The record is from RefSeq and is a predicted model, not a curated record. NCBI's taxonomy places the organism in Eukaryota, Viridiplantae, Streptophyta, Magnoliopsida, Brassicales, Brassicaceae. The transcript is spliced from 9 exons. Gene Ontology annotation, cellular component: spindle; cytoplasm. Gene Ontology annotation, molecular function: microtubule binding.
AUGUCCAAAACUCAAAUCGAAUCAAUCUGUUCAUCUCUUCUUCAAGAACUCGAGAUUAUAUGGGACGAGGUAGGAGAAACUGAAACCGAAAGAGAGAAGAUUUUGAUUGAGAUUGAAGACGAAUGCAGAACAGUUUAUAGUCGAAAAAUCGAAAAGGUAAAAGAAGAGAGGAAUCAGCUAAGACAAGACAUUGCUGAUUCAGAGGCAAGAGUUAUUGAUAUAUGUUCUGUAAUGGAAGAGCCAUCGAGUCUUGGAAGGCAACACCAAUCUGAUCAAAGUGGAAGAAGAAGUUUGAAAGAAGAGUUGGUAAAGAUUCUUCAGAAACUUGAAGAUAUGGAGAAGAGAAAAUCAGAGAGGAAGGAUCAGUUUAUUCAAGUAAUUGAAGAUAUAAAAUGUAUAAGAGACGAGAUAAAUGGAGAUACUGAUGAGACUUGUUCAUCUGAUUUUUCGGUUGAUGAAUCGGAUUUAUCUCUUAGAAAGCUUGAAGAGUUACACAGUGAGCUUUACACACUUCAAGAACAGAAGAGAAACCGGAUGAAACAGAUUCAAGAUCAUCUAGGAACUCUGGAAUCACUUUGUGCGGUUCUCGGUUUGAAUUUUGGAGAAACUGUUACCAAGAUUCACCCAAGUUUAGUAGAAUCUGAAGGGUCAAGAAAUAUAAGCAACACAACACUUGACAAGUUAGCUUCAUCAGUAACCCAAUGGCAUGAGACAAAGAUACAGAGAAUGCAAGAACUACAAGAUCUUGUGACGACAAUGCUUGAGUUUUGGAACUUAAUGGAUACACCAGCAGAAGAACAACAGAAGUUCAUUGACGUUUCAUGUAACAUAGCUGCUACCGUUUCUGAAAUAACCAAACCCAAUAGUCUUUCCACAGAUUUGCUUGAAGAGGUUAAAGCAGAGCUGUGUCGGUUAGAGGAGUUGAAAUGGAGCAAAAUGAAGGAACUUGUUUUAAAAAAGAGGGCAGAACUUGAAGAGAUAUGCAAAAGAACACACAUUGUUUUUGAAGAACAAGAUAUCACGGUGGAGAAUGUAAUUAUAGCCAUUGAAUCAGGAGAUGUAAACCCUGAAAAUAUACUAGAACAGAUUGAGUAUAGAGCUGGGAAAGUGAAAGAGGAAGCUUUAAGCAGAAAAGAGAUUCUUGAAAAAGCUGAGAAAUGGUUGAAUGCUUGUGAGGAAGAGAAUUGGCUUGAAGAGUAUAAUCAGGAUGAAAACAGAUACAACGCAGGAAAAGGAUCUCACUUAAUCCUCAAACGUGCAGAGAAAGCAAGAGCACUUGUUAAUAAACUUCCAGUUAUGGUUGAAGCAUUAGCUUCUAAGAUUACAGUUUGGGAAUCAGAGAAAGGUGCUGAGUUUCUAUUUGAUGGUAAUCGUCUACUUUGGAUGCUUGAAGAAUACACGGAUCUCAGGGAAGAGAAAGAACAAGAACGUCGCAGGAAAAGGGAUCUAAAGAAACUUCAAGGUCAAGUGACAUCAGAGCAAGACAAAGGAACUCCUACGAGACCUCAAAGCGCGAAAAAAGGUCUUAGAGUAUCAACUAACAAGAGGUUUGCAUCAUCCCCUCAAACUCCUCGAACUGAUUCGCCUCACUCAGCAAAAUUUUUUACAAGUCAAUCUCGUUAUAGCUGA